This is a messenger RNA of Synchiropus splendidus (mandarinfish), 4771 nucleotides long. Its product is annotated as gasdermin-E-like. Gene Ontology annotation, cellular component: cytoplasm. Gene Ontology annotation, biological process: programmed cell death. The transcript has 10 exons. The record is from RefSeq and is a predicted model, not a curated record. Lineage: Eukaryota; Metazoa; Chordata; Actinopteri; Syngnathiformes; Callionymidae. The coding region runs from base 710 to 2095 and encodes 461 amino acids.
CAGCACGUGGGUUGUUGUUGAGAACCGAACGAGAAAACGGCAAGACGAGUGUGAUACGAAGAAUAAAAGGGAAAAUACAAAGAACGAGUGUUGUAUUUCUCUUUUAUGGACGACCAUUUUACUGAUGAUGACGGAGAAUCGAGGAAUAAGAAAUCGCAACAUCGAUAAAUGUAAGAUAAAUGCGCUUGUUUAAAAUGAAAACGUUGAGCCAAAAACAAUACAUGAAUCUUUUCUUUUGGCCGAUUUUAGUUUGCCUGUGGCACUGAAGGAUGCGCUCAACGUGUAUUGGAAGUUUUUACGCGGCAAGUUUCUCCACGUGUCCUGGGGCGCGUGUGUUUGGCGAUCAAGCACGCGCGUUGACACGGUCGGUGGCCCUCUUCUUGGGGUUCGUUCUAUGACGGAAGUUCUGCGGUGCCAAGCGCGUGUAGGCGGUGACACAUGGAACGUACCAUUUAGUCGCUAGAGCAGGGCGCGUGAUCGACAGCGGCUCACACAUGAGCUGCGCAACAAGGGAAACGAACAGGCCGACAGCGAGAAGGUGUGAAGUGUAGUGCGCCCUUCUUGCUAUUGACCCGGACACAAGGAACCAAGCAACCCAGACAGCCGGUGCGCGCCGGGGCCGGUGGCCUUUGUCUGUGGCCUUCCAGUCGCUCCUGCGGUGCGAGGCUGCCUCGCCUCUCCGGGUGACCCCGCGGGACUCCACGGUAAGAUGUUCGCCACUGCUGCGAAGAACCUGGUGGAGGAGGUGGAUCCCGGAGGAGUCCUGGUCCCUUCGUCCAGCCUGAACGACAGCGUCGCUCUUCUGACCGUGGUGGUGAAGCGGAAGAGGUUCUGGUUCUGGCAGAAAGCCAAGUGCAUUCCCACGGAUUUCACCCUCAACGACCUGCUGACUGGAGACACGCCCAUAGAGCCAGUUGUCCUGGAGUCGGACUUCACCACGUACGUCCAGACCUGUGGGGACCACGUCAAAGGAGGCGUGGACGCAGCUUUUGUCCGCGGUCAUCUCAACUUGGAGGGGAAGGAAUCCUUCAAGCUCCAGUCAUCGUUCGGCAGUUUAAAGAAGCAGGAAGUGGAUGUUCGGAGGUUGUUCCGCGCCUCCAAGGGCAGGUGUGCGCGCGCUGCCAUAACGCUGUGGGUGCUGGACAUGUCCCACUCGCUGAUCCAGCAGAUCAUGCAGAAGAAGAAGCAGAUAUUUAGCCUGGUGAAGGAGCGCAUUGUCACCACCCAGCCAUGUUCAGUGGUAGAGGAGGUGCAGCGGGCGGAGCAGUGUGGCGGGAUGCUGGGCCUCUGUGGACCCACCACUCCUAAGCUGCAGCUGAAGGAGAACGGAUACGUGAGCAGAGACAGCAACGUUACCAUGGAGAUUCCCCCUCACACCACUUUGGCGUACGGCCUCAUUGAGCUGGAGGUCAAACGUGACGGGCGUUACGAGCUGUGUCUGAUGCCCGACACCACCGGGGGCUUUGAGAUGGACAGCGCCUCGCACGCAGAGCUGUUGGGCUCGGGAGCUUGCUCGUCAAAUAGUGACCUCAAAACGGACCUGGAGAGGUUGGCUCAUCAUUUCCAGCGUCUGCAGUCUCUCCCUGCCUCCACGCGCCUGUCUCUGCUGCAGCAUGUCACCAAACAUUUGGAGGAUCGCUUGGCUCUUGGUGCAUUUGACGGCGAGCUGGAGCUCAUGUGUCUGGGAAAGAGCACCGCCACAGACUCGCCAAAGAAAAUGAUCCAGUCCACUCUACAACUGCUGGAGGCUUCGUGUGGAGAAGACGUCUCACCCGUGCUCGUCGCUCUCCAGCUGGUCACCAGCGCCUUGUGUGAGAUGAGAAGUGACUCGCUGGCUGCGCUGGGAACGUGCUGCAGUCCUGCCGAGUUGAAAUUCUUGGAGCAGAUGGUGAGUGACAUCUCUGGCAGCGGGCAGCUGGACCUGGAGGCCCCACCACAGGACGUGUACACCAAGGCUCAGCGCCUGUUUGGCUGGUCGCGCGUGUCCCUGACCAGAGACGGAGACACGCUGAAGACGGAGACUCAACAGGCCGAGUGGAACUUCCUUCUGAUAACUUGCAUCGCCAUCCGAGGACUGUUCUGUCUGAGCCUCUGACGGCCCCGGCUGAGGUCGCUGCGCGGUGUCCUUUCUCACCGCACUUCCCUGUUAAGUAAAAAUGGCUGCUCCGGUUUUUGUACAUCUUCUUUCUCUCUGUGACUGCAGCCAAAAUCUUGAGAAGUUUGAACAUUUCCAUGUGUUCUGCGUUGGCUUUAAACUAACUAUUUUGAUCCAAUGACUCUUCAGUGUUACCUGGGACCAAAGACAGUCAGGUUUUGACUUUGUGUUUCCGGCAACGGGCUGGUCGUUCAGCUGGUGGGAUGCAAGAUGACUUCGUCCACACAGAAGGUCAUCUGUCAGGAGCUGGUUCAGAACCUGAAAGGUUGGUUCGCCUCACUAACCAUGACAUCAUCAGGGGGCGUGUCAUACCGUUGACAAAGGAGGAAGUCGAGCGAGUUCUGGUUCUGCUCAAACUAGUAUGAACCUGUGCUGGUUCAAUAGAGGACACGAGUCUUUUCCCAUCCCUCAAAUGUGAAUCCAUAGAAAACACGUUUUAUUUCACAUCUGAAAAUACAUCUUUUUUUUUCGGAGAUAUUGCAAAAUAAAACCUUUGGAAGUAAAUAUUAAGAUUUUGAACAGUCUUGGUAACCUCACGCCAGGAGGGGUGGUUCUCUGAGACGUGGCCUGACCCUGUUAAGAGUCGUGUGGAAAGUUCACUCAUCGCAGCACCGUAUUGACUCUAGGGACAGUCGAUGACACAAACAUGUGGAGGGAACACUGAACAGAAAGCCGUGACUGACCUCUCGGUCAGGCUCUCACCAAGACACCACCACAUGUGUUGACGAACACGGACGAGAGGCGGAUACACUGUAAACUCACACACUGAGGUAUCAUCCUGACCGAGGAGCUUGCGCUCGUCUCCACUGAAUAAAUACUCUUCUCACAUACAAAGUAAAGUGGAGGUGGCGCCGACAUGCUUCCUGUCAGAAGACGGUAUUAAAAAACAAACAAACCCUAAAACAGCCAAUAAAUAAGAACACUUCCUGUGCGAGUUGCAUAGUGUGCCGUCGCAGACCGCCGUCGGUCCACUGCAGCGUCUACACAGGCCCACAGUCACGUGCGGCACAGUGUUGAGCUUCUCCAUGUCAGUAGACCCAGCUGACCGGCACCCACUGCGGCUCGACGAACAGCCGCUCCACCGCAUCCUGCAGCUUGUCAAAAGCCUUGUCCAGAUUGUCGUUGACGAUGGUCAGGUCGAAGUAGUGGCUGUACGCGCGACGGAUCCUGGCGCUCUCGUCCACCGUCUUCUUCAGGUCCACUUCCUGGACCAGAAGCAGGCCGUCAUGUGUGGCGUGUUAGGUGACAGCGGGCCAUCUGUACUCACCGUGAGAAGUUUGGUGGUGAGUCCGGCGUCCACCACAGCUUUGUGCAUGGCUCUCAGCGUGUCCAGUUCUGGAGCGGCGAUGAACACCACGAAUGGCACGAAGUCAGCAGUUUUCAACACUUUCAGAGCCUUUUAGAGAGACAAAACGCACAACACCGCUGUUAUCUCCACUGAGACUGUGGGCAGAGAGCAGAAUGAAAACUCAGGCUCACGUUUCUUCAAACUCCCGUCGCUCACCUGAGGGUUUACGUCCAGGAUGCACGUGCGGCCGGCGUUCACCACCUCAUGGAUGGAAUCGAUCUUGGUGCCGUAAAGGUUCCCGUCGUACUCCCCGUGUUCCAGGUAGCGGCUGUCCUUAAUGUCCUUCUCCAUCUGGGCGCGGCUCACGAAGCAGUAGCUCUGUCCGUCCCGCUCCUCUUCGCGGGGGCUGCGCGACGUGACUAGAGACGACAGGGCGGGAGUUACCUGGGCGCUCCAAGGUGGAGCAGCCUGCUGAGGCACUCACAGGGUACAGUGGUAGCGUAACGCAGAGGGUUCAUGACGAUGAGCCGGUUCUUCAGGCUCCUCCGGCCGACGCCCUGAGCUCCGAUCAGAACCAGAGUUUUCCUCUGAAAGGGGGGCAUCCGGGCAACCUCCUCGUAGAUCUGCAGCUCGAAGCGGUCAAACUCUGACGGAGACAUUUGACACCCUCUCAAGCCGCUACUACCAACCACUUCACCAGCCAACCACUGUCCUCCUACCUGCAUUCUUAGAAGUGAGGUACAUCAUUUUCUUCUUCUUCCUCCUCCUCCUCCUCCCGGCGAGAGGUCCGCACAGCAGGCCUGCUCAUCAGAGCAGCCCAGUCACUUGCAUGAAGACGGCAGCAUGGACAAACGGCUCUCACCUGAACCAGAGACGUCCCAGUCUUUCCUCACAAACGCUUUCCUCUUCUCCUCCAGAAAGUGACUGGGGAUCAGGCCGGUGGCUCCACCGACCACAUGACGAGCCUGCAGCAGCGUAGACUCGACAUCUACCACCAGUCUUUACUGCCGGGCAACGAUGAGCACUGACCUGCCACCAGUUGGGGUCCUCCUUGUUGACCAGAUGCAGGAUGUCUCCCUUCGAGAAGGCCAGGCCAGCUUCCUUACAGGGGAUCAGGUUGUCCGCGGCAGGGUUGUAGUUGAAGUGAGGCUUCAGAUAAACCUAAGAGAAUUCAUACAAGACCUCAGGUCACUCACAUUUGAACAGCAAAGCGGGUCGGAAUAUAUUUCGGGGACACACACUGACUUCACACCUCAGUUUGAAAACAGCACUUGGCUAAUAAAGUCGCGGAAUUUGACUUGAAAGGUCAGAGUCCGACCAACCCCACA